AUGAAUUUACACAAUUUUGUGCGAUGGCGAGUCUGGAUACUCAGCUUCGUACUGUUCAGCAAGUCCGUACAUUCGGACGCAUCUACAGUGCAAUGUGAGUUUUUGGAAAGAAAGUUCUUGCGGAUUUUGGAAAAAGUUAAUUUUUUGUUUGUUUUUUAGUUGUUUUAACUUUAAAAUGGUAUAUUUUUAAAAUUUUUGCAAUUUUUAGGGUUUUUUUGACUGUAAAGAAAAUUCUUGCGGUUUUCUUCAAAACUUUAUAUUUCAAGCUGAAAUUUUUCUUGAGGGUUAACUAUGGCAUUAGUAACAUAAUCCCAAUUUUCCGUUUAAAUCCUUAUGGCGCUGUAAAGAAAGUUCUUGCGGUUUUUCAAAUCUCUCCAAAAUUUAAAAACUUUUCUUUGAAAAUAAUUAAAAAUACUGUUUUAAAUUCAUUUUUAAUGUCAAAAAUUAUUUUCUGUUACAGUAUCAGCCCCAUUCCGAUCCAGUCCACCAGGAACGCGGCCGUUAGUCUCUGGAACGACGAAUCGGCACGGCCAAACCGUCUGCGCGGAAAACGAGUUCCGCUGUGAUGACGGGCAUUGUAUUCGCCUGGAAUGGAAAUGCGACGGUUCUGGGGACUGUGCCAACGGCGAGGACGAAAAAGAUUGUCGUAAGUUUGGCUUAUCUACUAUAAUAUCGGCUUUCAGCCACUUCCUGAAACUUUUUAAAAUUUUAAUUUAUAAAGAAAGUUGAAAAACAUAUUCGUAUUUUAAAUAUAUUUUCAGCCCAUCCCGGCUGCAAAGCAGACCAAUGGCAGUGUGAUAGGUAUGAAUGGCACUCAGUAUCAUGUAUCGCUGAAUACCAACGAUGUGAUAACAUUACUGAUUGUGCUGAUGGGUCAGAUGAGAAGGAUUGUCGUAAGUUAUUUAUAUUUUAACACAUUUUUGUAUUUUAAGUCCGUUUUUACUGUAAAAUCAAAAAUGAGGGUUCUGCACGCUGCGCAUUUUGGGCGCAGGUUGCAAAAACAAUAUUUCGCGAUUUUAUUGUAAAAUAUGUUUUUUGGAUAGUAAAUACCUGUAAAACAUUAAGAUAAGCCUUUUAAAGUUUAAUUUAUCCUUUUUUAAUUUAAAUUUUAUUAUUUAAUGACCUUUUUCAGCCGCCGCCCCAGUUUCCUGCGAUGUUGGAGAUGGAUCUGUGUUCCAAUGCGCGGACGGCCGACAAUGUUUCCCAAUGAACAAGAAAUGCGACGGCCUAUACGAUUGCCGAGACUUGAGCGAUGAAAAGGACUUUUGUGGCUCCAAUCACACCGCUUGCUUCCAGUAUCAGUUCAGAUGCGCCGACCAUUCCCAGUGCAUUCAAAAGUCGUGGGUUUGCGAUGGAACGCCGGAUUGUGCCGACAAAUCGGAUGAACCCCCGACUUGUGGUAGGUCUUUGUGAUUUUGUUCGAAUCUAGAUAUUCAAAUCUUCAAGUCUAGAUGUGAGAUUUCGAAGCGAAAACUAUUGAACGGAUUAAAAAGCGAAAAUGCGCGAGAAAAGGGCGAAUUUUGAUGAGAGAUUCGGUCUAUGAUAACAUAAUACUGCGAAAGAAGUUUUUAACAGAAGGAAAACUGGUUUGAAAGCUUGAAUAUAGUCUUAUGCAAUUUUUGAAAUUUGUUUUGAAUAGUUAAAAAUGGAAUUAACUGAGGUAUUUGAGGGAAAGUAAGAACAACACAUCAAAGUUAUAUUACCUUUGAAAACGUUGAUGAAUUUAAACUAAAUUGGAGAAAAAUACUAAUUGAAAUGGAUAAAAUAAGAAGCAUAAACUUUUAUAAUUGUAGAUACAAUAGUUUUAUGUCAGUUCAAAAUGGUUUUAUUAUGUUUUGGAGCAAUAACAGUAACAUCACUUUAGAUUUAUACUAUUCUUGAAAAAAAUUCAUUUGAAAAUAUAAUGGUUAUUGCUAUUUAAACAUUGUAAAAUACGCAUUUCUUCAUUUUUUUUAAAAAUAGCAAAACAUAAUGUUUUUAUUUUAAGUUGAUAUAAUUAUAACAUUUUAAUUAUUAUUACAAAAAAACAUUUCAAAUCACACUUUAUACCUCAAUAUUACCCAUGAUUCUAUUCCAGAGUUCAAGCCUUGUUCUGGCGGAGAUUUCCAAUGCAAAAACAAACGUUGUAUUCCUCGCAAGUUCCAUUGCGACUACUACGAUGAUUGUGGAGACAAUUCUGAUGAAGAGAACUGUGGGGAAUAUCGUUGUCCGCCAAAAAUGUGGCCAUGUCCAUCAAGUGGGCACUGCAUUGACGAGGAGAAGCUUUGCGACGGAAAAGAUGAUUGCAAAGAUGGAGCUGAUGAGAAGAACUGUACUCACAAUCUUUGUCCUAGUCUGGGGUGUCAAGCCGGUUGUCAUGCCUCGCCAACCGGUGGGGUCUGUACUUGUCCUCAGGGCUACAAACUUGACUCGAGGUUUAAAAGAACUUGCUCUGAUAUAAACGAAUGCUCUGAGUUUGGAUAUUGUGAUCAGAACUGUCAGAAUCACAAACCCGGCUUCACUUGUCAAUGCUUGGGGUCGUGUUAUACGUUGGAGAUGAUGCACAGUGGCAACAACAGUAUCCGCGGCUACUGUGUCUCGAACGAAGCCGAGAAGAUGAAGCUCUACGUGGCGCGACGUGAAGGUCUAUAUCUUUUGAAUCCGGCCAAAACUGACGAUGUAAAACGAAUUUCGACCGGUGAAUUCAUCUACGGUGUAGCGUUUGACUACUCGGAUCGUAAGAUCUUCUGGACUGACAGACUAGGCCACUCAGCCUUUAGAGCCGAGCUGAAGGAGGAUGGUGACAUUGAGAAUCUGAAGAAGUUGGACUUGAAGAGCUUGAUUUAUCCCAGGAAUCUGGCUGUUGAUUGGAUUGCCAACAACUUGUAUAUUGUGGAAUCUGGAUCAAGGAGGAUUGAUGUCAGUGAUUAUGAAGGAGUCAAGAGGACGGUGCUGCUGGCUGAUGGAUUGACUUUGCCGCUGGAUAUUGCACUUGAUCCGUUGAGAGGGUAAGGAUAGGUUUAUAAAAAUUUUUAAAAUAAAAAUUGAUUUUUUGGCUUUUUAGGCUUAAAUUUAAUAAUUUUAAGCCUAAAAUAUAAUUUUUAGAUUUAAAAAAGCAAGUUUUAAGUCUAAAAUUGGUUAAUGUUACCUAAUUUCAGUGACAUGUUCUUCUCCAACCAGUUCAAGCUGGAAGCUUGCUCCAUGGAUGGUACUCGUCGCCGUACUCUCAUCAACACUCAUACUCAUCAAGUCAGCGGUGUUGUUGUAGACAUCCCAGGCAAGCGAGUCUACUGGGUCGAUCCCAAAGUCGACCGAGUCGAGUCCAUUGACUACGACGGUAACGAUCGUCGCAUUGUGGCUACAGGCAUGAACAAUGUACCACAUCCAUUUGGUCUGACUUUAUUCGACCAAUACCUGUACUGGACUGACUGGACUAGGCUUGGUGUGAUGAAGGUGGAGAAGUUCGGGUCGGAAACGCAAGAGGUCUGGAUCAAGAAGGAGAACAACGUGUUCCCUAUGGGCAUCGCUGCGUAUCAUCCACUGGUGCAGCCUGGUCCCGAACACUCCGAGUGCUUCCAACAACAGAUUCAGAAUCCCUGCGCCAACGCCGACUGCCAAGGCAUGUGCAUCAUUGGCAAAGACGCGAGUGGCUUUGGCGUGGGCUUCAGAUGCGCCUGCCCCAUCGGUCAGAAGCUGGUCGACGGCAAACGAUGCGCUCCAUCAAUCGACUAUCUCCUCUUCAGCAGCAACAAGGUCGUUCGAGGCAUCUACCCCAACAUGGUACAAGGAGCACUAGCUGAAGCCAUCCUGCCGAUCAGCCCAAUCUCACAACGACGAAUUGGCAUGUACUUCUCGGUCGAAUGUGACGUUCACGGUGGCAGCUUCUUCUACGCCGACAUCAUGGACAACACUGUCUACAGAGUAAAGCCAGAUGGAGAAGGAUCGGCUCCAAUCUUAGUCACUCACAAUGAUGGACUAAUUGCAAUGAGCUUUGAUUGGCUGUCGAAGCAGUUGUAUUAUGUGGAUAAUAUCAGGAACUCGUUGGAGGUGGUGAAGGUGGCUGAACAGGUAAGGGAAGGCAAGGGUUUGGGGUUGUUAAAUUGAGGGUUUGGGGUGAAUAAUUAAAUUGAGAGCUUGGGGUAGAUUUUGGGGUUGUUAUCUUUAUUUUUUAAAUUGAGAUUGCUUGCUGGGGCCUAAACUUCUAUUUCUAACCAUUUAAAGGAUAGUAUGUUACCUAAACUUCUUUUUUUAAAUCAUUUUAAGCCUUGUUUGUUACCUAAAAUAUAAUUUUUGAUAAUUCAUAAUGUUUUCUGUUACUUGUAAAAUAACUUUUUUAUGUUUUCAAGGUGUUUUGUUACCUAAAAUUUUAAUUUUUAUAAUUUUUUUGUGUAUUUGUUACCUAAAUAUCAUUUUUAAUUCUUUUAAAUAGAUUUUAUUACCUAAAAUUUGACUUUUUAAAUUUUGAAGGAUUUUUAUUACCUAAACUUUUAUAUUUUAAAAGUCUUGGGCUUUUUUGUUACCUAAAAUUUUGAAUUUAAAAAUUUAAGCCAAUUUUAUAUCUUACCAAUUGAUUUUAGGGCCUGGUCCACCCAGACCAACUAGUACGUCGUCAGCUUCUGAAAGGCCUCAACGAUCCAGUAGCCAUCGUGGUUCAUCCAUGGAAAGGUCUUCUCUUCUACGCCGAAGCAUCACGUCCAGCCAAGAUCAUCAAGUGUAAUAUCGAUGCCACAGGCUGUGAAGUGAUCAGAAACCAAUCGUUAGGCCGACCAUCAGGAAUGGUAAUCGACUACAGUGACAACAAGUUGUGCAUAAGUGACAGUCUUCUGAAAUUCAUCGGUUGUAUGAACUUUGACGGCUCGGAUUGGACCACCAUACCGGUCGAUAAUGCCAUUCCGGUCGCGUUGACAUUGCUGGAAGGUGAGUAGGUUGGACUAAAUGUCAAAAUUUUGGUGGGGUUUCAAGCGAACUAUCAAAAUAUAAAUAUAAAACGUUUUUGACGAAAUGUCACACGUUUUAUUGGUUUUUUUAGACGAAGUGUCACAAAUUUUAUUAAAAAAAUAUUUUUAAUUUAAAAUGUCAAAAAUUGCAUGAGAAUGAGUUUAAUGUAUUUAUGAACACAAAUUUUAUGAAAAAAUGUUUUCGACGAAGUGUCAAAAUUUUAUUGGAAAAAUAUUUUUUACAAAAAAUGGUAAAAAUAGAUCAAAUAUGACUUUUAUAAACAUGGUUAUUCAAAUUGUAGCAAAAAAGUUUUUGAACGAAAUGUCACAAAUUUUAUCGGAAAAAUAUUUCCACUUUUAGACCAUUUCUUCUUCAUCCACCAACGUCCCUACUCGAUCCGCAAGGUCUCGAAGAAGUUCGGAGGAACAGCGGCCGUGAUCCGUGACUUUUCAAAGGAAGAACGUUCAGUCUUCUCACUCAAAGCCUGUUCAUUCGAAAACCAACCAAUCCCAGAAACCCAUCAAGAACACCCUUGUCACGAACACGACUGUGCUCAUCUGUGCUUCGCCGUUCCGAACGAUUCCAAGAACUCCGAAUCGGCUACACUCACGAAACGAUGCGGCUGCAAACAAGGCUUCAAACUGAACCCAGAAAACCAACGAACCUGCACACCAGACCCAACAGAAGUCGUGGAAAGCCUGUGCCCAAGGAAUGGCACUCAAUUUCAAUGUAAUAACGGCCGAUGCAUUCCACAAGAAUGGAAAUGUGAUGGUGAAGAUGACUGUCUAGAUGGAUCGGACGAAAAGGAUGAGAACGGUGAGAAAUGCUUUAAGGAAAAGCCAUGCCCAGACCAAACUCUCAAGUGUAACAACACAAAGAAGUGCAUCCCAAUGCAAUAUGCGUGUGAUGGUGAUAACGAUUGUGGAGAUUACUCGGAUGAAGACACCAAGUAUUGUAAGGACGGCCAACACCCAAUGUGCGGCGCCAAGAAGUUCCAAUGUGACAACCACAGAUGUAUUCCAGAGCAAUGGAAGUGCGAUUCUGAUAACGAUUGUGGAGAUGGAUCGGAUGAGAAACUUGAGAUUUGCAAGAAUUCAACUUGUACUGCUAAUCAGGUAUGGUGGGGUAGGGAAGGAUAUGGUGAGGCUGGACAGGGUAGGGUAAGGUAGGAUAGAUGAAGAUAAGGUAGGGUAGUGUAUGUUAGCGUAGGCUAAGGUAAAGUAGGGUGGGGCAUAGUAAUGUAAGGAGGGUAAACUAGCUUUGCAGUAAUGGGAAUCUAAUCUACUGUAAUAUAAAUCAUAUAAAUUACUAAUAACUUAAAUUUUUUAGUUUACUUGCGGCAACGGCCGCUGUAUCCCAGUCUACUGGCUCUGCGACGGUGAUAACGACUGCUACGACAACACGGAUGAAGACAAAGCUCGCUGCCCACCUCAACAAUGCCGUUCCGACCAAUUCCGCUGUGCCAACGGUCGCCAAUGUAUCCCGCUGAAGAAUCAUUGUGACGGCCAAGAUGACUGUGACGAUGCAUCAGACGAGGAUUCAUGUGUCAUCAACGAAGGAGCAUGCACAGACGACCAGUUCAAGUGCGUAACCAGCGGCAUCUGUAUCCCGAAGGCGUGGAAAUGCGACGGCCGAGAAGAUUGUGACGAUGGAUCGGAUGAACCCAAGUCACUAUGUGGCCAAACUCAAUGUCCAUCGGAUCACAUCAAGUGCAAUAACGGCCGAUGUGUCUUCAAAACCUGGCUUUGUGAUGGUGAAGAUGACUGUGGAGAUCUAACGGACGAGUCUCCCGAACAUGGAUGUCGUCGACCAGAAGCCGAACUCACCAAAUGUCCAUUCGAAGAGGUACCAUGCCCCAACUCACCCGAACAAUGCAUACCUACACAUCAGCUCUGCGAUGGCAAGGAUCAUUGCCCCGGAGGAACGGACGAAGGCGGCCGAUGUGCCCGUGAUCUAUGUAGUGCUGACCGAGCCGGCUGCCAAUACAAAUGCCAAAUGACUCCGGACGGUCCAAUGUGCACAUGCCCAUUCGGUGAAGCCUUGGCCAACAAAACUCACUGUGAGCCAGAGAAUGAAUGUCUCGACCCAAGGUCGUGCUCACAACGCUGUACCGAUGAGAAGCACGGCUUUACCUGCUCAUGUGACAUGGAGUACGUACUAUCACCGGACAAAAGAACUUGCAAAGUAGCCGAAAACCGCACUGACAUGAGAGUCUACGUGUCAAAUCGCAACCGCAUCUACUGGUCGGACCCAUCACUCGAAAACUGGCGAACCUUCGCCGCCCAAGUCGAGAAUGCGGUAGCAAUUGCAUGGGACUCAGUAUCAGAUCGUAUCUUCUGGUCUGACAUCCGAGACAAGAAAAUCUACUCGGCUAGCCGCAACGGCACCGACGUGGAAGUCUUCAUCGGCCAAGGACUAGACAUAACAGAAGGAAUCGCUGUGGACUGGGUCGGCCGCAACCUGUACUGGGUAGACAGCAGCUUAAACACGAUCGAAGUAGCAUGUCUAGACAAGAAAGGCGUACGAGCAGUACUACUUCAUGAGAACAUCGAUCAACCAAGAGGACUGGCCCUAGACCCACGAGAAGGCCUAAUGUUCUGGACUGAUUGGGGCCAAAACCCACGGAUCGAACGUGCUAAUAUGGAUGGUACUGAUCGGAAAAUCAUCGUACACACAAAGAUUUACUGGCCAAACACCAUCGCCAUUGAUUACACGACGAAGAGAAUCUACUUUGCUGACAGUAAACUGGAUUACAUCGACUUUGUCAACUAUGAUGGAAGUGGCAGAGUACAAGUAUUGGCUGCCACCAAGUAUGUACAACAUCCACAUGCUAUGGCAAUCUUCGAAGACAUGAUCUACUACAGUGACAGAAGGCUGCAGAGAUUGCAGGUAAGAUUAAAUGUUUUGAUAUUGUAGCUGAGUUUUGACUUUGACGAAAUGCCACAAAUUUUAUAGGAAAUCUAAUUUUUGUGAAAAACGAUAAAUUGCAUCUGAUUUUUUACUUUAAUUCAAAAUUUAAGAUAUUUGAUUAAAAUUUUAUUUUGUGACGAAAUGCCACAAAUUUUAUUGGAAAUUUUACUUUUUGUAACGAAAUGUCACAAUUUUUAUUCAUAAAAUGCUUGUCAUUUUUAAAACAACGUCCGCGUAAGAAUCGAACAUUGGUCAGACAGGGGCGAUGAAAAAUUUCAAACUAUUUUAAAACCGCUCAUUUUUUUGAUAAGAGGUAGCACUUGGGUAUAGAAAUGCAAAAAUAUAAAAAAAUUUUAAAAAUUCCGGUUACGGUAGGAUUACGGUAGGUUUUAAGAUUUUUUUGUAACUGUUGUACUAAAUGUCAGAAUGGAAUGGGACUUUUUUUAAAUUGUUUUUUAUUAUAAGGCAAUCAUUUUAUCUGUUGACAACUUUUUUUUAUUAUGCCCGGAAGGCAUUGAAAAAAAUUAAAAUUUUCAAAAAAACCAUCAAAAUUUUGAAAAAUUUAAAAUUUCUUGGAAAAAAUUUACUAUGUAACAAACUUUUGACAACAGAUAAUGAAAAUACAUGCUCUUACGGUUCUAAUGACACCACGCAUGGGUCAUCUUAGCGGGGCCUGCGGUAGCUACGAAUUUUCAAAGUUGACACCCUAAGGUCAUUUAGCACAGAAUUUGACUGUAAUAUGGUUACAAAUGGUUAAAAAAGAUGCAUGGCACAUAUUGCAAGUUUUAUAAGUGUUUACAAACAAUUUCUUGUGUAUUGCCUCAGGGAAUUUGUAAUUUAAAAAAAAAUUUUUUUUUAAAUUUAAAUUUUAAAAAAUUUUUAAAGAUUGGAAAUCAAAAUAAAUGCCUUGGCUUUUGGUAAGUGACAUAUACAAGAUUUUUACGCAAAAAAAACAAAAAAAAAUUUUUUUGGAAAAUCGGGCCACAGGGGGGGACCUGUGGACGAAAAAAUUUUUUUCAACCUUCCCUUCCCUAGAGAAAAUCCGUAGCGACGUCUCUGUAUAGGUCAUUUAUUAAAAGCCAAGUCAUAUUAUUUUAAUUUCCGAGCUUUAAAAAUUUUUUAAAAUUUAAAUUUAAAAAAAAAUCAAUUUUUUUAAAUUACAAAUUCCCUGAGGCAAUAGAAAGGAAAUUGUUUUAAAGACUUAUAAAACGCUCAAAAUGUGUCAAACACCUUUUUUAACCAUUUGUAACCACAUUACAGUCAAAUUCUGUGCUAAUUGACCUUAGGAUGUCAACUUUGAAAAUUCGUAGCUACCGCAGGCCCCGCUAAGAUGACCCAUGCGCGGUGUCAUUAGAACUGUAAGAGCAUGUAGUUUCAUUAUCUGUUGUCAAAAGUUUGUUACAUAGUGACUUUUUUUCGAGAAAUUUCAAAUUUUUCAAAAUUUUGAUGGUUUUUUUGGAAACUUUAAUUUUUUCAAUGCCUUCCGGGCAUAAUAAAAAAAAGUUGUCAACAAAUAAAAUGAUUGUCUUAUAGUGACAAACAAUUUAAAAAAAGUCCCAUUCCUUUCUGACAUUUAGUACAACAGUUACAAAAAAAUCUUAAAACCUACCGUAAUCCUACCGUAACCCGAAUUUUUAAAAUUUUUUUAUAUUUUUGCAUUUCUAUACCCAAGUGCUACCUCUUAUCAAAAAAUGAGCAAUUUUCAAAUAGUUUGAAAUUUUUCAUCGCCUAUGUCUGAUUCUUGGGCGGACCUUGUUUUAAAGCUUUUCCGACAUUUUUUUAAAUUUUAUUAAGUUUUACAAACAUUCAUAAUGAUAAAUCAUUUCAAAAUUUAUAGGUAUACCCCAAAUACCCGAACGGAACCACUCGCGACUACCCCAGCCACACCUUCAGCAAAGCCCUGGGCGUGGUAGCAGUGCACCCCGUUCUUCAACCUAAAAUCGACAAAAACCCAUGCCAUCAGAAUCCGUGCUCGCACGUUUGUCUCAUCGGCGUGAACGCCACAACGUUCUCCUGCCUCUGCCCCAUGGGUACCACAGCCGGCCCAGACCAUCAAUGCCAAGAAGACCACAAGCCUUUCCUCAUGAUGAUUCAAAAGACCAACAUCAUUGGCUUAAGCAUGGACAAGUUCUUGAACGGCACUCCCGAGCUUGGCGGUAUGACUCCACUGUCCGGCUUGACCAACGCUUUUGACGCCGACUAUGAUCCACAAGAUCGUGAACUCUUCCAUUUGGAGCACGCCACAACCGCACGAAUCAUUGGCGCUACAUUGAUAUCGGACUCGCGCAUCUUCCGCACACAAUUAUCGACCAGUAACAAGACUCAGUUCAGUGCGAAUCAAGUUGUAAACGACCCAUACUGUGUAGCGUUCGAUUGGAACGGCCGAAACCUGUACAUUGGUAACAAAGUGUCACAAACGAUCGAAGUUGUGAGGACUCAUGGCACUAGGGUAAGAUAAAACAUGAUUUUCUAGGUGGAUUUUUAUGUUUGACGAAAUGUCGAAAAAUUUAUUGGAAAAUUUGACGAAGUGUCAAAAAUUUAUUGGAUUUUUUUUACUUUGUCAAUAUGCUAUAAAAUGCGAAAUUUAAACAUAUUUUUUUAUUUUUGUUAGUUAAUUUAAAGUUUUGACGAAAUGUCACAAAUUUUAUUGAAAAUUUGUUCAAGUGUGACGAAAUGUAAAAAAUUUUAUUGGAUUUUUAAAAUUACUGUGAAGUUCAAAAUCACUGAUUUUACUUUAGUACCGAGCAGUAAUCCUCCACAACGAUCAAUCCCCAACCACAGUAGCCCAGCCAGUUUCAUUGGCGGUGGAUUCGGACCGUGGCCUCAUUUUCUGGCUAGACCAAGGCGCUGGAGCCGCGACACGAAAAGUGGCUAGAGCCGAUUUGGACGGAGGGAACCCAUUGGUUAUUGUGAGUUCAGAUCUGUCUGAACUGGAUCAUAUUGCACUGGAUACGACCGGUCAAAGAGUAUAUUACACUGAAGCCAAGGCUGGAAGGGUAGGUGGUUUUUUUUUGGUUUGAUGGGUUGAAAUUGGUUUUAUAGGAUACUGAAUUGAUGCUCAAACUUGUGUAUUGUUUAAUUACCUUUAAAAAUUACCAUACUUUCAUUCCAGAUCACCUCCGUAGCCUACGACGGCCAAGACAAGCACUACGUCCUGAACGACGGUGGCAAACAACCCAACGGUGUAGCCUUUUUCGGAAGCAAACUCUACUACGGUGACACGGCUUUCGACAAGAUCAUGGUUGGUGACAUUGUCAGCGACGGACAACCUCCAGAAUUCCACGACUACAAAAAGGACAUCGACCAGUUGGUGAACAUUCGUGUAGUCGACCCCCGAGGCGCCUCAGCCUCUCACCCAUGUCAUAUCAGCAAUGGCAAUUGUCCCCACCUGUGCAUCCCAAAACAAUACAGUCAAUAUAGUUGUAUCUGUGCCUCGGGCUACCAAAUGGAUAGCUCAAACCAGUGCAAGGUCUACGAUCACAGCUUCCUGGUCGUGGCCAGCAAGAAUCGUGUAGCCGGUGUAGCAGUGGACCAGAGUAAGGCGACAGGAAUAGCACUAGAGCCAAUUGGUGGCACUGCCAUUACUUCCAUCGACUUUGACUACGAAUCCAAGUCGAUUUUCAUCGCGGACGCGGGCGGCCCUAACAAAGGCAUCUACAAGAUGACGAUCGGCGAGUCCGAAGUCAAGGAGAUCGUGAAAAACAACUUUGGCGGCUUCACGGUCAGAUCGUUGGCGGUAGACUGGGUCAACUACAACCUAUACUUUAUCAGUGCCGACUCGGACCGGACUCAUAUUGAGGUAUGUCAGCUGUCAGGCGAGAACCGAAAGAUUCUCCUCAGCACGAAGACCGAAACCCCAACAAGUAUAGCUGUAGACCCGAUCAGUCGCUAUAUCUACUGGGCGGACCAAGGCCAAAAACCUAGUAUUCAACGUGCCAAUCUGGACGGAUCAAACAAAAAAGUCAUCGUAUCAGAAGACCUCAAGGAACCAACCGAUGUUAUAGUAGACCCCAACAGCCACAUGAUCUACUGGACCGACGCCGGCAUGGACGGCAUUUACCGUGUACGACAAGAUGGAGGCAAGCCAGAGCUAGUACGAGGUGACAUUGCCGAAGCCACCGGUAUUGCAUUGCUAGGCCAGAUGAUGUACUGGACUGACAGACGACUGGAAAAGAUAUUCUCAGCCUCCUCCAAACCAAACACCACCCAAAUGGUCCUCUCCCCAACCACAAUAGCCGCAGGCAUUCAAGACAUGGGUGAUGUGAUCGCAUUCGACCCUCUAGCCCAGCCCAAAGCCUCUUCGCCGUGCCACGUCACAGACAACUUGAGAAAAGCCCCGUGCCCUCAACUGUGCUUCGCCGUGAACGGUAGCCCCACUCCAAUCUGCGACUGUGCCCGUGGAGUACCAAAAGGCCGAACCUGUGAAGAACCGGACACCUACAUGAUGUUCGCGGACGGUGAGAACAUUGUGGACGCACCCAUCGUUCCAGGCCUCAAGAACGUUGCCCCGCGCAAAGAAUCCUUCCCACAAAUCCCAGGCCUUCAGAUGUUCGACGUCGACGUGAACCUGAGGAAGAUCUUCUACGUCACCGAAAGCCCGCAAGGUGCCAACAUCUCCUGGUUCCACAUGAAUCAACCCAAGUCACCCAGGUUAAUAUUCAGCCCAGACCGCAAUCGCAACACUGAGCUUAACUCACGGCACAUCAGCGAUCUAAGACUGGACUGGCUCACUGGAAAGUUGUAUUGGACUACAGGCCGAACUGGUCGAUUAUACGCUCUUGAUGUCGACCGUAAUCAUCUGGCUACAAUAGCUACAGGCGACUGGACUUAUGCCUUGGCUAUCGACCCAUGUGCUGGCCUAGUCUUCUGGUCAGAUUCCGGCUACAAACUAUCAGGUGGAGCUUAUGAACCUCGAAUUGAAAGAGCAAAUGCCGCAGGCGGUGAUAGAAAAGUUAUCGUUGCUACUGACAUCAGUCUCCCAGCUGCCCUAACGGUCGAUUUCCGCGAACAAAAAGUCUACUGGGCCGAUAUCAACCGGUUGAGCAUCGAAUCCUGCGACUACGAAGGCAACAACCGUGUCCUAAUCGGCGUCGGCUACCGCGCAAAGUCCCUCGACAUCUGGCACAACUGGCUAUACCUAACCGACCCACUGGCGAACGGCGUCUUCCGAAUGGACAAAUCGACCGGUAACAACUUUGAAGCCGUCCUCACCGACCGACGAAUCCCAGGCACAGUGCGGAUCUUUGCUUCAGAAGCCGACGUGAAGACCAGAAACCAAUGGUGCAACGCCCACACCUCAGAUCUCUGCAAAAAGAACAAUGGCGGCUGUGAUCAACUGUGCCAUGUCGUUCCACACACGAUUGGUGUGGCCGCAAGCCGAGUACAAUGCGCGUGUAACGAUACCUACGAGUUGGUCCAAGAACCAGGCAAAGACAUUGCUACACAAUGUAUUCUGAGAACAACACAGCACGAGAGUUGUGAAGGACCAUACAAUUUUGUAUGUGAAGGCGAUGGUAAAUGUAUCGCACUGGAUGUAACUUGUGAUGGAAAGCCAGACUGCUCGGAUGGAUCUGAUGAACAUCCGAACUAUUGUUGUAGGUUUUGGAGGGGGUUUUAUUUGAAAAAAAAGCUAUUUUUUAAAUUUUGAAAAAAAUUUUUAAAAAAUUUGAAAUUUAAAAAAAAAAUUGAAAUUUAAAGUUUUUCAAAAGAAUUUUUAUGAAAAUAUAUGAAAAAAUAACUCGCAACAUUUUACUUUGACAGCCCUGUAUUGUAGGUCCACAAGCAAUAAAACACUCAAAAAAUUGAUUUUUCAAAAUGAAACAGCAUAAAUAAUAUACAAAAAUGAAUUUUCUAAACUUUAGGCUAUCUAUAUUUUAAAUUUUAAAAAUUUUUGUAUUCAAAUUCUUUUGUUAUCCACCAUUUAAAUUUGGCUUCUCACUAGAAAACACCCUAAAAUAAGGUUUAUUCGAAGAAAAAGGGUUCAGCUUUUUUUGCUAUAACUUUUUAAAAAAUAAAGAUAUUAAUCUAUAAUUGUUAGUGGAUGUAGCUUAUUUAUUUUGUCAUUAUAAUUCACAAAAAAAAUUUUUUAAGUUUUAGAUUUUAAAAAGUUACUGUAGUUUUACUGGAUGUCACUUUUUUCAAUAUUAUUGAAAAUUGAAAAAAAAACUAGGGUGCGGUAGAAUUACUGUAACUUUUUAAAGUAUACAAAUUGAAAAAAAUUUUUUGGCAAUUUAGAUGACAAUACAAAUAAGCUACGUUAUCAUAAAACUUUAAGGUUUAUCUAAUUUAAAAAAAAGUUAUGACUAAAAUAAGCCAAAAGACGGACAUUUUUUCCCAAAAAAAAUUUAUUUUUGCUUUUUUUCUUAUGAGAUGCCAAAGUUUAAUGUUGAAUAACUUCUGAGUUAGUAUAGAAUAUUCUGAAAUUUAAAAUAGUGAUUGUUUUUAGUCUGAAAAGGUUAUUUUUGGGUAUUGUUCAUGAUCUUUCAGGUCAAAAAAUGAAGUUUUUUAAUUCAAAUUCUGGUGGGGCUUAAAAUGAUAAUAUAUAACUUUGUUGAAGUAACAGUAUGCAAAAAAAAAUUUUAACAAAUCAGGAAUUUUAAAAUUUCAAAAAAAAAUUUUUUUAAUUUCAAAAAUUUCAGUCACCCGCUUCUGUCCCGAAAAGUACUUCCUCUGUGCCAACCGUCGUUGCAUCCAAGACAACAAACAAUGCAACAGUAUCGACGAUUGUGGUGACGGCUCAGACGAACUGGACUGUUCCCCAAUCACAGCCUGUCCAAAUGGCACUUUCGCCUGCGCCAACGGCCAUUGCAUCCCUCAUUCCAAGGUCUGUGACGGCCGAAACGAUUGUCACGAUGAAGCCGUCUCUGACGAGAACUCUAAAACUUGUCCCGGCUUACCCAUCGAUUGUCGUGGAGUUCGAAUCAAGUGCCCAACGACGAAUAUUUGCAUCCAACCGGCCGAUUUGUGUGAUGGAUAUGACGAUUGUGGUGAUAAGGCGGAUGAGAACAAGUUGUUCUGCAUGAAUCAACAGUGCGCUGCUCAUUAGUAAGUGUUUGACUUGAGGCAAUUAUAAUAUUUGGCAUUAGGUUGUCCGAAGCUGGAUGAGCCAAAAUUUUCAAAUUCGGGCGCUUUGAAUGGUUCGUCCAUAUUCGGACGACCUGAAUAGAAUAGGAUCUUAAAACCUGGGUUAACGAUCAUGUUAAGUUGAAUAUGAUCUUUAGAAGUACAAGAAGAUAUAAAAAAGUACAACGAUUUUGAAAAAUCGGAUUUUAAAGUUAAAAAAUGCGGUUUUAGGCCGAAAAAUGAGGUUUUUUUAGCUAAAAAUGCCGUUUUUAUUUCGAAAAAAUUUUUUCUUGUUAAUUUUAACAACUAUUUAUUCUAAAAAUUAAAAAACUAUCAACAAAGUUGCCUCAGGCGAGCUUUUUAGCCGCGAAAAAACAGAAUGCCAAGAACCAGGGUAUUUCGUUGUGGGACCUAAAAAGUUGGCUAAUGUAAAAGCCAUUUUGGGCUUUUGACAGUUUAACAAAAAAAAACUAUAAAAAAGGGUAAUAAUUUUUAAAAAUGUCAUAAGGCAAUAAUUUACUUUGUCUUAUCAAACAUGCAUCUUUAAACUGAAAAUAAUGUAAAAGUUUAAGAAGAACGAUGUAAAACAAGGUAAAAGUUAAUAAAAACUUUUCUAAAUUAUUUGAAAAAUAUAAAAAAUUAACCUAGUGCAAUUUAAAAUGUCAAAAAACUCUAAAAAUUACAAAAAUUUAGGAAAAAGUACUUAAAACAAUAUAAAUCUCCCGCUUUUUUAGUGUAAAAUGCCCUAACGGCCGUUGCAUCCCCGAAACCUGGCAAUGUGAUGGUGACAACGACUGUGGUGAAGGAGCAUGGGACGAAACUCACGCCAAUUGUACCGAUACGACUGGUAAACGCGUCUGUGUGGGCGAAUAUCUACUACAAUGUAACAAUGGCAAGUGUAUCAGCCGUGCCUUCAUCUGCGAUGGUGAAGACGAUUGUGGCGACGGUUCGGACGAAUCUACCAUCCACAACUGCGGCAACCGAACCUGUGGACCGGACGAGUUCCACUGUCCUAGCAACGCGAACCUGGCUCAGCCCAAGUACGAAUGCAUACCCAAGUCAUGGCUUUGUGACGGCGAUGUGACGUGCGCAAACGGCGAGGACGAAGCCGAAGAACUGUGCGGCGUGUCGAAGAAGGAGUGCAACAAAGGGGAGUUCCGCUGUGCCAACAAACACUGCAUCAAUCAGGCGUGGGAGUGCGAUGGUGAUAACGAUUGUCUAGAUGGAUCAGACGAGCACACCAACUGCACAUACUCGGCGUGCCAACCUGAGUUCUGGCAAUGUGCUAAUCAUAAGUGCAUUCCAAACACCUGGAAAUGCGAUGGUAAUGAUGAUUGUGAUGAUGGAUCAGAUGAGAAAGGUUGUGACGCACAAUCGGCUACAACUGGCACUGAUAAGGCUCUAUGUCCAGCUGGUCAAUUCGCUUGUCAAAGUGGAGAUUGUAUCGAGAAUAGUAAAGUCUGUGAUAGGAUCUAUGAUUGUCCGGAUCGAGAUGAUGAAAGCCCACAGUGUUGUAAGUCUUAUUUUAAAUUUUUUGGGAUAAGGUAAUAUUAAGUAGGGUAAGGUAGAGUGUAUUAGGGUAAAAGGUAAGGUAGGGAAGGGUAGCGUAAGUUAGGGCAGGGUAAAGUAAAGCAUAGUACAUUAAGGCAUUAAUUUAGAUCAUGAAUACUUAAAAACAUGCUUUUUUGACAAAAAAUUGUUUCCGAAGGUUUUCGUGCCAGGACACGAAAAAGUUUUUUGAAAUGUAAUUUUUUUCUUUGCUAUAACAUGGCAAGGCGUAUGUAGGUAGAAAAAAGGAUACUUUUGAAUAUUUUACCGCAGAGUGUCAUUUUAGUUUGCUAAAUUUAAAAAGUAUUGUUUUACCUAUCAAAGUUUAAAAUCGAUGUUAUCUUGAAACUAGCUGUUGGGAUGUGUUCAAAAUUGACAUAUUAUACAGAUUUUACUAUGGCAAACAACUUUGUAGUUGUAAGUUUUUUGGUUAGGUUACUGUAACUUAAAAAACAUAACUUUUUUGCAAAAAAAUAGGAUUUUUGUCAAUUUGUUGAAUUUUUUAAAGCUUUUUGGAUUCUAAACUGACAUUUUUAAACUAGGGAGGUAAUGGAAAUGAAAUUUCGAAUCUUAAUGGUUUUAAAAAUUUUAAAAGUUAGAUAAAAAUUAAAAAAUUUUUUUUUAAAAGUUAGAUAAAAAUUAAAAAUUUUUUAUAAAGAGUUAGAUAAAAAUUAAAAAUUUUAUUAAAAAUUUUUAUCUAAAUUUUUCAAUUUUUAGUCGUAAACGAAUGUGAACUGGCCGAAACCCCAUUGUGUGAACAAAAGUGCGUGGACAAGAUCAUUGGCUACAAAUGUGCCUGCUUCGAAGGCUACCAACUUGACAAGGACCAAAAGUCGUGUAUUGAUGCGGACGAAUGUGCUGAUGGAACGGCCAAGUGUUCCCAGAUCUGUGAGAACAAGGUUGGGUCCUACAAGUGUAAAUGCCAUGAUGGCUUUACCUUAUCCAACGAUCAGAUCACUUGCAAACGAGACAAUGCCGAACCUCAACCCUACCUGCUCCUGGCCAACAAGCACUACAUCAGAAGGCUGAGUGCGGAUGGUGCUGUGUACGAACUUGUAGCUCGAGGCUUUGAGAACGUUGUAUCAAUGGAUGUGGAUGUACAUGACAACAAGAUCUACAUGAUGGAUGCGGGCAAGCUAAGACUGUACCGAGUUGGACUAGACAACUUGGGAGCACCAAUCCGAGACUACGAGACUGUGGUCAGACAUAAUGUGUUUGGUACCGAAGGCAUCGCGGUCGAUUGGGUGGCCAAGAAGUUGUACAUGCUCAACAGACAAGACCGAUCGCUAAGAGUAUGUGAACUGGACGGUAGAUACUGUAAAACACUGAUAAGAGACAGAAUCCAACAACCGAAGGCUCUAGUAGUCCAUCCUGAAAAGGGUUACCUAUACUUCUCUGAAUGGUCCCUACAACCCUACAUUGGAAGAGUAGCACUUGAUGGAGGUAAUGGUACAGGUGAUCCAAUCUUCAAGCUAGCCGAAAACGACCUAGGCUGGCCGAAUGCUCUAGCCAUCGAUUACUACAGCGAUAAACUGUUCUGGGCUGAUGCUCAUCUCAAUGAAGUCGGCUGGAUGGACUUGGACGGCCAAAACAGGCACCACAUACCAGCCAAGAGGACCAGUCACAUCUCUUCACUUACAGUAUUCGAUGACACUUUAUUCUGGAGCGAUUGGAACCUAAGACAAGUCAUCAGUGCCUACAAAUGGACAGGACAAAACGAAACAGUACUCGAAACCACCAUUCAGUUACCCAAUGAUCUAAGAGUAGUACACCCCCUCAGGCAGCCACUAUACCCCAACCCAUGUGGUAAUGACAACGGUGGAUGCUCUCACCUAUGCUUGAUCUCAGAAGGCGGCAAAGGCUACACCUGUGCCUGCCCAGAUCAAUUCAUAUUGCUAUCGGACAAGAAAACUUGUGAACCACACUGUACCGAACGCCAAUUUGCCUGCGGCGGUGAAGACGCCAAGUGUAUCAGCAAGUUGUGGUACUGCGACGGCGAAAAGGAUUGUCGCGACGGCUCAGACGAGCCCGGCAAGGACGUCUGUGGCGAACGAAUCUGCCCCGUGGGCGAAUUCCAAUGCAAAAACCACAACUGCACCCGCCCCUUCCAACUCUGCGACGGAAUCGACGACUGCGGCGACCGCAGCGACGAACAAGACUGCGACAAACCCUGCGACCCGUGGAUGUUCAAGUGCAAAGCCACAGGCAAAUGCAUCCCCACCCGAUUCACAUGCGACGGCGAUGAUGAUUGUGGCGACAGAUCAGAUGAAGCCGAUGCCAUUUGCAAAAACCCAGCCAAAAACUGCACCGCCGAAGAGUUCAAAUGCAACAACAACAAGUGCGUCCCGAAAGCGUGGAAGUGCGACAACGACGACGAUUGCGGCGACAACUCGGACGAACCAGCCGAAUGUGCCACCAUGGAAUGCCCGAAGGGCUGGUCAAGAUGUGCUUCCUCCUACCGAUGCAUCCCCGACUGGGCCUUCUGCAACGGCCAAGACGAUUGCCGUGACGAGUCGGACGAAAUCUUGUCAAGGUGCCCAAGUUGCGACGAUAUCGGCGAGUUCAGAUGCGCCACCACCGGUAAAUGCAUCCCAAAAAGAUGGAUGUGCGACUCGGAGAAUGAUUGCGGCGACAACUCGGACGAAACCGACGGAGAGUGCGGAGGAACGUCACGGCCAUGUUCCGAAUCUGAAUUCAGAUGCAACGACGGACGAUGCAUACCACAGAGCAAGGUCUGCGAUGGCACCAUCCAAUGUGCCGACGGACUGGACGAAAGCAAUUGCCAUCUGAAGAAGUGCAACGAAGGCUUCAGACAAUGCGACGAUGGAACAUGCAUCCCAGAACAUAAAUGGUGCGACAGAAGAAGAGAUUGUGCGAACGCGUCGGAUGAAACACAUUGUGAGGAUCAUGUAAGUUGAUUUUUUGGGAAAAUGAAAAGUUUGAUUUUUGAAAUUUAAAAAAAAACUUUCGGAAGUUGAAAAUUAUUGAUUUUUUUUUUUCUUUCAGUUUUAAAAUGCAUUUUUAUUUUAGAAGAAAAAAUUUUAGGAGUUUAAGAGAAAAAUCAAAUUUUUUUAAAAUUUUUGGCAAAAUUUUUGAUUUUUUUAACUUUUUCAACCAAAUAGCUUAUUUCAAUAGCUUUUUUUGCCAUUUUCUUAUAUUAAUUUAAAAUAUUUAUGAGUUUUUAAUUUUUAAGCGUUUUUUAAAUUUAUAUUUUUCAGCCCAAUCGUCGCCAAUGCUCACCAUACGAGUUCGAAUGUGGAAACUCGGUGUGCAUUCCACGCAAGUUCAUGUGCGACGGCGACAACGAUUGUGGCGACAACUCGGACGAAACCAACGCUCAAUGCCGAACCGCACAGUGCGAGCCUCCACUCCGCUUCAGAUGCGCCCACUCUCGACUUUGUGUCAAUAUUCUUCAACUCUGUAACGGCUACAAUGAUUGUGGACCGAACGACUAUUCGGACGAGCAUUUGAGUAUGUGUUCGUCUUUCAGCGAGUACGGUGAUUGCUCAUCGGAUGAGUUCAAGUGUGCCAAUGGAAAAUGUAUCAAUGCUACAUUGGCUUGUGACAGAAAUGACGAUUGUGGUGAUGCUUCGGAUGAAAUUGGAUGCAGUAAGUUGAUUUUUUAAUUGACAACUAAUGCAAACUAUCGUAUUUUAACUUUUUUUACAUUUUUAUAUAAAUUUGAAAAAAUGUUACUAAAUGUCACAAAAUUAUUGGAUUUUUGUAAGAUGUUGCGAAAUGUCACGAAACGGUUUUGGAAAUUAAGGGAUAGUUAGAAAUGCUAAAGUAUUGAUUUUUGAUGUCUAAAAGUUAAAAUUUUGACAAACCUCAAAAAUCAAUAAUGUUUGUGGCAUUUCGUCAAAAUAUACGAUUUCAAAUAGCUAGAAAUAUCCAGAAAUGUAAUUUUAAAGUCAAGAACAACAAACUUUUUGUAAUUUUACAAUUUAAAAAAAAAUCGAUAGUUUUUGUGACAUUUCGUCAAACUGUCGUUCUUUAAAAUAAUUUUACAAUUUCAGACAAACACAAUGGAAAGACCUGUGCGGCGAACAACGGCGGCUGUAGACAUUUGUGUACGGACGUGGAAGGCGGCUACUAUUGUCAUUGUCGUGACGGCUUCCAACCCAACCCAUUGGACCCACUCGACUGUAUCGAUAUAGACGAAUGUCAAGGCAACAACACCUGUACCCAAGAAUGCAUGAACACCAAGGGAUCCUACAUCUGUCGCUGCUUGGACGACUACGAGAACAACGUGGUAGUAGGAGCGAUGAGCGGAAAGGAUUGUCGCGCCAAAGGCGACUACGCCGAAGUUGUUGUAGCUUCAGACGACCAACUGGUCCAAAUCUCUUUGGCCGGAGCUCAAGGUGUUAACAGGAAUGCAGCAGCUCAUGCUCAGGACGACGAAAGUGACAUUGUGUCGGUUGAGUUUGACCCGAGACGAGAGCUGAUGUACUGGAUCGAUAGUGCUCAGAAGAAGAUCUUCCGAUCGGCUACAGCCAAAGGCAAUCAAAGUCACGAAGGUCAGGCUCUCGACAUUGACUUUGACGGACUGAACAUUGUUCCAACUGCUUUGGCUGUGGACUAUUUGACCGGUAACGUGUACUUUACGGCCAUGUCAAGCGAUACCAACUCGAUUCUGGUGGAGAAGCGGGACACGAAGAAGGUGGAAGAGGAUUCUGAGGUCGAGUCUCGACGAUACAAACGCUUAUCUGAACCCAGAAUCCCAGACACCGGCUCCAUCUGGCUAGCCACCUCGGACGGUCGCUACGUGAAGAAACUCAUCGGAGGCCAUCUACACGUCCCCACCAGCAUCGUCAUCCUGCCAGCGCUGGGCCGUAUCUGCUACUCAGAUGCCGGCUUCGUCGCCAAGAUCGAAUGCUCCGACAUGGACGGUAAUCAUCGUACCAUCAUUGUGAAUCAACUUAUCUUCACUCCAACCUCGCUAGCCGUCGACGAAGGCAAAAACAACCGCAUCUUCUGGUCCGACCCCAAGUUCAAGAAUAUCGAGUCAGUACUGCCAAAUGGCAACAAACGUCAUCUCGUGGUACACUCCGAGCACGCUCCAUGGGCUCUAGAUGUCUUCGAGAAUCACGUGUACUGGGUCUCAAAGGACACACAGACUCUGUACGUUCAGGACAAGUUUGGCCGAGGCAGAAGCCACGUACUGGCUUCAGCAUUGCCAGACGUACAUUCAGUUAGAGUACAACAAAGAUAUGCCAAGGAUGUGAGGAAACAGAACGACCCUUGUGAACAAGCCAAAUGCACUCAUCUAUGUGUACCUUUGGCUAACAAUGCGUUUAGAUGCUUGUGUCCUCAGAAUGUCACCGAAUUGGCGGUAAGAAUUUUUGAUUUUUGAAAGUUUUUUUUCUUUUUAAGGUUAAAUUUAGUUUUUUUUAUAUUUUUGGAUUUAGAAAGAAUGGUUUAUGAAAAAAAUAAGAUCUUUAUAGAAAUUGCAAAGGCUUUGCUUCUUAAAUUUCGUUUUUUUUUCAAAAAAAAAGAAGUUUUAAAAAGUAAAAUUUUGGAAAAAGUAAUUUAAAAAUGUCAAAUUAUUGAACUUGGUCCCCACUGUGGAUUUAUUUUCUGAAAGCUAAGAAUUUGCAAAAAUGUAAUACCAACUUGUUAAAAAACAGUUUUUUAAAAUUUUUUAUUGUAUAGUAGAUGCCAAGUGACAUUCUGGUUACCUGCACUUGCUUUUUUUGAAAAAAUAUUGAAAUUGGUCCUCCCUGUGGAUUUUUUGACGAAAAAUUUUUUUUUGAAAAGUUUUUAUUAAAGUAUGCAUGUACAGUACUAAUUUACUCAUACCUUGACUACCCUAAUAAAUCUUUCUAUUUUCAGGACGGCUCCUGCGCCGGUCUAAAACUCGACUCACGCCCACUCCCCAAGCAGUGCAAAUGUGAGAACGGUGGGCGCUGUCUGUUGAAUGGAAACUGUGAUUGUGGCGAAUUUGAAGGCGAAUUCUGCCAGAAAGGAUCGACCGUAUCAAGACAGCUGAUCGGUCGACUAGGAUCGGGUGGAAUGCUGGCUAUGUUAUUGAUGUUGGCCAUGCUGAUCUGUCUUGGCGUUGUGACUGUUUUGGCUAUGACAAUGUACAAGAAGAGGACAUUGUUCAACAAGAAGAACGAGCUGGCUGAUGGAACGGUGUCGUUCCGUGGCAACGUGAUUUCAUUUGGCAAUCCGGUUUUGGAUAAUAAGGUAGGUGUUAUAUUGUCAUACUCUGUCUUACGUUCUGCUAUACUACUCUAUCCUAUCCUGCUCUAGCCUACCCUAUCUUACUCUACCCUACACUACCCUAUCUUACCUUACUCUAUCAUACUCUACCAUACCUUACCUAUUCUGUUUUACCUAACUUAUGUAUUCUUACCCUAUCCUACAGUAUCUUACCGUACCAAAAUUUUUAUAUUAUUUUGAAAUUUCAGAGUGAAAUCGAGCACGAUGACGACUAUUCAGUAAGUGAGAUCAGUGAACCAACUAGUACCACUACAACGACCUUCACGAACCCAGUAUACGAGCUGGAAGCGGCCCAAGCCAACCUUGAAUCGGCUUCCAACCCCACCGAUACUCCUUCUACUUCACGUGUCUCAAGCCCUUAG
Molecule: messenger RNA, 23024 nt
Organism: Bursaphelenchus okinawaensis
Lineage: Eukaryota; Metazoa; Nematoda; Chromadorea; Rhabditida; Aphelenchoididae
Source: the annotation of a GenBank genome assembly